ACUACAAGCGAUGACGAGCGAGGAGAGAGAGGGCAGAGCAGUGUGUGUGAGUGUGGACGGCUCCAGAAGAAUCGUGAACGGCCUUGACUGGAAAACAACGGCCAGAGAUGUAAUUCGGAGCCUCCGCCCGCGCACUACCGUUCCCCAUAUUCUCGUGGAGAGUUGGCAAGGCUGCCUCCGACCGAUCGGAGAGGAGGAAUUCGUGUGUCAGAUCCUCGAGGAGUGGGGAGAGGAGGCGAGAGACGUCCGUCUGAUUCUCAUGACCAGCCACAGCCUUCCCGGACAUCGGUACAGUCGGCGCGUACUGGACGCGAACAAGAUCUACCAGGCUCAGCGGCACGGCAAAGUGGCGGCGAACAAGCGGAGGUGCUUGUCGGUCAAGGCAACGCCGAAGAGAGAGCUUGGGAAAGAGAUAGCCAGACUCGUAGCGAGGGCCGAGGUUGCGAGAGAGAGACUUACAGCGGUGGAAGAACUCGAGAAACGGAGAUUGGACGACCCAGACUUCUCAGAGUUGGAUCUCACGCCGUCGGAAGAAGAAGAGUGGGUGGCGCUUCAGGAGCAACUGACGGAAGAGGAAGAGGAGGCGAGAGAGCUGGAUGAGAGAAAGAAGGAGCUCCGGGGCAAAAUUGAAACCCAGAGCAGCGAUAUGGCUCAAGUGAAGAGACGAAGCAUGGAGCUGCAGAGAAAGUUGUCGCAGGAAAAGGAAAAGCAUGAGAGGCUGAACGGUGGAGAGGAGUAUGAAGAACUAGAGGAGGCACAAGAACAAGUCAAGAGACUUAGAAACGAGCUCAAAAUUCGCCACAAAAUGAAUCAACUGCAGACCAACAAGGCUUGUUUGAUAAAGACGACAGAAAAUGGUUUUAAAUUUUAUUUUAUCUCUGCAGAUGCAAGAGGUUUCCGCCUUGAUUUCAGCCCUAGAAGACGACUGUUCUGUUUAGCAAUUAUUGUGCGUGGCUGCGAAUAAUUAUGGUGUGCGUUUAAUAGAAUACGCGCGGCGACUGAGCGUGCAUUUCACGUCAAUCAAGUCACCCAGGAGUUCACCAUUGCUUCCAAGGCCGGUAGAGAAUCGCCGCCGAUCGACAUGCCUCGCACGUCAACAGAGGACCCAGUAGAGGAGGAAGACUCGGCGAGCAGUGUCAGCGAGAGCGACGAGGAUGAGGCUGACAUGAACGCCGCCUCCUCUACGCUGAGCGAGCUCCAGAAGGCGGCAGGGUCUCUCAGCGGCGUGGCCGACGCUCUCAGCAAGGCCAAGCAGAGCCGCGGGGAGAAGAAGGCGCGCAAGGCGAUGAUGAAGCUGGGGCUAAAGAGCUACUCUGGCAUUGCCCGUGUGACGGUGCGGAAGGCAAAGAACAUUCUGUUUGUCAUUGCCAAGCCCGACGUCUACAAGAGCCCGGCCUCCGAUACGUACAUUGUGUUUGGAGAGACCAAGAUCGAAGACUUGAGCUCUCAGGCGCAGAUUCAGGCUGCGGAGAAGUUUAAGGCACCAGAGGCUUCGGCAUCCUCCACAAAGGAGGCCGAGCAAGACAGUGCCCCUGCCGACGAGGAAGAAGAGUCGGAGGACGAGGACGAAGUUGACGAGUCGGGAGUCGAACAGAAAGAUAUUGAUUUGGUUAUGCAGCAAGCCAACGUCAGCAGGGCCAAGGCCGUCAAGGCACUGAAGAACAACAGUAAUGACAUCGUCAACGCAAUAAUGGAACUGACAAUGUAGCUUUGCAUUGCAUCAUACAUGUGUUUUAGUUAAACAUUACAUCAGUUUUUCUGAAUGAAAUUAUCAAACC
This is a messenger RNA of Geodia barretti, 1778 nucleotides long. Lineage: Eukaryota; Metazoa; Porifera; Demospongiae; Tetractinellida; Geodiidae. The record is from the annotation of a GenBank genome assembly.